This is a messenger RNA of Myotis brandtii (Brandt's bat), 4652 nucleotides long. It is a transcript of the gene ACTN2, whose product is annotated as actinin, alpha 2. Gene Ontology annotation, cellular component: cell junction; Z disc; cell projection. The coding region runs from base 45 to 2783 and encodes 912 amino acids. Gene Ontology annotation, biological process: actin cytoskeleton organization; muscle cell development. NCBI's taxonomy places the organism in Eukaryota, Metazoa, Chordata, Mammalia, Chiroptera, Vespertilionidae. The record is from RefSeq and is a predicted model, not a curated record. Gene Ontology annotation, molecular function: actin filament binding; calcium ion binding. The transcript has 22 exons.
GCCCGUCAGUCCAAGUCCGCCCGCAGCCCCCGACACCCAGCGCCAUGAACCAGAUCGAGCCCGGCGUGCAGUACAACUACGUGUACGAUGAGGACGAGUACAUGAUCCAGGAGGAGGAGUGGGACCGCGACCUGCUGCUGGACCCCGCCUGGGAGAAGCAGCAGAGGAAGACCUUCACGGCCUGGUGCAACUCGCACCUGCGGAAAGCCGGCACCCAGAUCGAGAACAUCGAGGAGGACUUCAGGAACGGCCUGAAGCUCAUGCUGCUGCUGGAAGUCAUCUCAGGGGAAAGGCUGCCCAAGCCCGACCGGGGAAAAAUGCGCUUCCACAAAAUCGCUAACGUCAACAAAGCCUUGGAUUACAUCGCCAGCAAAGGCGUGAAGCUGGUGUCCAUCGGGGCGGAAGAAAUUGUGGACGGCAAUGUGAAGAUGACGCUGGGCAUGAUCUGGACCAUCAUCCUCCGCUUUGCCAUUCAGGACAUUUCAGUUGAAGAAACCUCUGCCAAGGAAGGCCUGCUGCUGUGGUGUCAGCGGAAAACCGCUCCUUACCGAAAUGUCAACAUUCAGAACUUCCACACCAGCUGGAAGGAUGGCCUGGGACUCUGCGCGCUCAUCCACCGGCACCGGCCCGACCUCAUUGACUACUCCAAGCUGAACAAGGACGACCCAGUGGGAAAUAUCAACCUGGCCAUGGAGAUUGCGGAGAAGCAUCUGGACAUUCCCAAAAUGCUGGACGCGGAAGAUGUGGUAGACACGGCCCGGCCCGACGAGCGCGCCCUAAUGACUUAUGUCUCCUGUUACUAUCAUGCUUUCGCUGGUGCCCAGAAGCUCUUGGAGUGGAUCCGCCGCACCAUCCCCUGGCUGGAGAACCGGGCCCCCGAGAAGACCAUGCAGGCCAUGCAGAAGAAGCUGGAGGACUUCCGGGAUUACCGCCGGAAGCACAAGCCCCCGAAGGUGCAGGAGAAAUGCCAGCUGGAGAUCAACUUCAACACCCUGCAGACCAAGCUGCGCAUCAGCAACCGGCCGGCCUUCAUGCCCUCCGAGGGCAAGAUGGUGUCGGACAUCGCCGGGGCCUGGCAGCGGCUGGAGCAGGCGGAGAAGGGCUACGAGGAGUGGCUGCUGAACGAGAUCCGGAGGCUGGAGCGCGUGGAGCACCUGGCCGAGAAGUUCAGGCAGAAGGCGUCCACCCACGAGACCUGGGCCUACGGCAAAGAGCAGAUCUUGCUGCAGAAGGAUUAUGAGUCGGCGACGCUGACCGAGGUGCGGGCCCUGCUGCGGAAGCACGAGGCCUUCGAGAGCGACCUGGCGGCCCACCAGGACCGCGUGGAGCAGAUCGCCGCCAUCGCGCAGGAGCUCAACGAGCUGGACUACCACGACGCAGUGAACGUCAAUGAUAGGUGCCAGAAGAUCUGUGACCAGUGGGACAGGCUGGGGACGCUUACGCAGAAGCGGAGAGAGGCCCUGGAGAGAACCGAGAAGUUGCUGGAGACCAUCGACCAGCUGCACCUGGAGUUUGCCAAGAGAGCUGCCCCGUUCAACAACUGGAUGGAGGGCGCCAUGGAGGACCUGCAGGACAUGUUCAUCGUCCACAGCAUCGAGGAGAUCCAGAGUCUGAUCACGGCCCACGAGCAGUUCAAGGCCACGCUGCCCGAGGCGGACGGCGAGCGGCAGUCCAUCAUGGCCAUCCAGAACGAGGUGGAGAAGGUCAUUCAGAGCUACAACAUCCGGAUCAGCUCCAGCAACCCCUACAGCACCGUCACCAUGGACGAGCUGCGGAACAAGUGGGACAAGGUGAAGCAGCUGGUGCCCAUCCGAGACCAGUCCCUGCAGGAGGACUGGAUCCAGAACAAGAUGGAGGAGAUUGCCCGCAGCUCCAUCCAGAUCACCGGGGCCCUGGAGGACCAGAUGAACCAGCUGAAGCAGUACGAGCACAACAUCAUCAACUACAAGAACAACAUCGACAAGCUGGAGGGCGACCACCAGCUCAUCCAGGAGGCCCUGAUAUUUCUAGUGACAAAGAGACUGUCCACUGUAUAUUUUAUCUACAAUGUCACUGUUAGAACCCUGCCCUCGCUUCCGAGCAUGUCCCACUACAGAAUCUUGCAGAAAGCGGGCGAGUGGAGAGAGAAGCAGCGUAGGGAGGUGGGAGUCAGCCCUGCUUCUCUCGCGUUGGGCGACUCUCCCGCGAGGAGGCCGGGAGGCCAGGGCGAGGCGCCAGAAGGCCCAGAGCUGACGGCUCCUCUCUCCCGGCAGCACAUUCGCGUGGGGUGGGAGCUGCUGCUGACGACCAUCGCCAGGACCAUCAACGAGGUGGAGACGCAGAUCCUGACGAGGGACGCCAAGGGCAUCACCCAGGAGCAGAUGAACGAGUUCAGAGCCUCCUUCAACCACUUCGACCGGAGGAAGAAUGGCCUGAUGGACCACGAGGAUUUCAGAGCCUGCUUGAUUUCCAUGGGCUACGACCUGGGUGAAGCCGAGUUUGCCCGCAUCAUGACCCUGGUGGAUCCCAACGGACAGGGCACCGUCACCUUCCAGUCCUUCAUCGACUUCAUGACCAGAGAGACAGCCGACACCGACACCGCGGAGCAGGUCAUCGCCUCCUUCCGCAUCCUGGCGUCCGAUAAGCCAUACAUCCUGGCAGAGGAGCUGCGGCGCGAGCUGCCCCCGGACCAGGCACAGUACUGCCUGGGGCGCAUGCCAGCCUACAAGGGCCCGGGCGCGGUGCCUGGCGCCCUGGACUACGCGGCCUUCUCCUCCGCGCUCUACGGGGAGAGCGACCUGUGAGCCCGACGCUGGCCUGCCCACAGCAGCGAAAGACUUUGACGAGCGUGGUUAAGGGAAGGGACAGGGAGAGAUUUUGCGGCUCAGUAAUGGUUUAUGACAUAGUGUGCUUCAUCAAUAGGUUUCUUUAUUUCGGAAUUGUUAGCUAAAUGCAAUGGAAUAUCAGGGUUUUUUGGUUUGUUUCUUUGCUCAAACAAGGCAAAAUCCUUGAGUAGUAUGAAAUGAGGAGGAUCUAGGGACAGAAGAAAAGUACAAAAUGGGAAAUUCCCAAAUACCCAAGAUUUGAGAUCAGGAAGAAAAAAAUUGGGUAAAUGUUUGAUAUCUUUAAAAAUAUUCUUAAGUAGGCUUAUGUGAUUAUCGUGAGGGUAAUAUAUUUGGGAUAUUCGUGUUUUACCUUCUCAUCCAAAGAUUAGCGAUAUUUAAGUACUAUUGUUUCUUUAGUUGAAUUUAAUGUUGUGAAACGGAACUUCCAGGGAAUGGAACCAGACGACCCAAAAUAUCUUUAGUACUUAAAAAUUUUUAAAUAGAAUUUAUAGUCAGCUCUUUGUUCUUUAGGACUACGCAGUCCAGUUAGUGGAUUUCAAUGCCUUAUUUAUCGUCCAAAGUAGAGACCUCAGGAAUCACAGAAGCCGGUCUGCUUGCCAGAGAGGAAGCUGUAGUCACUAGGAAAAACGAAUGUGUUAGGAUCACGUAUUGAAUCCAGGUUUCUGUGCAUUUCCUAGAGCUUGUUAGCACGGAUUUGGAAGAGAUGACUGUAGGUAAGUGCCCUGUUUUUUAAAUAAACAGGUUUCUGUAGCAAUAGUUUACAACAGGACAUGGGUCAGAGACCGGAACCCAGAUCGCUCGCCAGGCCACACUUCGUUAAGCCCUUGACUUUCUGACCUGGUCAGGAGGAGUUAGUAGGGAAGGACUCAUUCUUAGCAGCAGUAGAGAUAGAGCUUGCAUUGCAGACCUUUACAUAUUUUGGGGGGAUGCUUUUUGUGUAGUAGGAACGACUCGACGUUUUUUGCCAGCACUCAGCGUGCGGUCACCACUGUGAUUGGUGCCGAGCCCGGGUCUGGCUCUCUCCACACCUGAGGCCCUGCCACGGAGGACACGCCAUGCUCCCAGCAUCCUCUGCUCUCUUGAAUGUUCAUCUGUUCGAAUGUUUGGGCUGCCUUAUGCUAUAACUCCCCCUCUGUUUUUCCGUCCUGUUGACAGCUUGUAGAGAAGGCAGGAAUUCUGUUUACAUCUGAGUCCUUAAUGAUCAGGAAAGGGAUUAUAAACAAACAAAAAACUGUUGCCAACAGCAAUUCAAGUGUUACUAGAAAAGCAGUCCUGUUUCUGUUGCCCACGGUCUGCUUUCUCAGAUUUUUGGUGGAUUGCCACCAACAGCUGGAAAUGUGAUAUUUUCCAUUCAUACCUGUUCGGUAACUUCCUACUCUUACUGCAUUGGCCCAUGUAGAACCCUUACCUUUAAAAAUUUCAUUUGCUUCAUUUUAUUAAGUAGUUGGUAGGUAGCAAGUUCCUGAAAUACCCGAGUCCCUGUGUGUCAUGCCAAACACUUUGGGUGAUAAGUAGAGGAACUCUGACUCUUUAUUUCCAGCAGGUGCUAUAUUCCAGCCAUAAACAUUAAGGAAACACUGGGAAGUCGUUCUGACUCUGAGGCUAUGAGGGGGACUUGGGGUGUUUUAGAAUGCGUACAGGUAGCUCAGCUGCCUAAAAUGUUCAUUGCUUUACAAUAUUCAGGCAAGAGGAUAGAUGUACUAUCUGCUAAUAAAUGAAGAAAGGAGAUAAACUCUGAAAAACACUUAAUAAACAUGUUUAUACUCUCAUCUUAGAAGAUAUUUUUAUUUCUGAAGCUGAAUUAUCCAUUAAACUUAAUUUAUAAAA